Messenger RNA from Puntigrus tetrazona (Sumatra barb), 1185 nucleotides. It is a transcript of the gene fkbp2, whose product is annotated as FKBP prolyl isomerase 2. NCBI's taxonomy places the organism in Eukaryota, Metazoa, Chordata, Actinopteri, Cypriniformes, Cyprinidae. The transcript has 6 exons. The record is from RefSeq and is a predicted model, not a curated record. Gene Ontology annotation, molecular function: peptidyl-prolyl cis-trans isomerase activity. Gene Ontology annotation, biological process: protein peptidyl-prolyl isomerization. The coding region runs from base 135 to 551 and encodes 138 amino acids.
UUCUCUUACAUUUUUAAUGUCGUACUGAAUUUUGGAAAGCUGGUAGGAAGCGAUCCAGGCCUGCUGACGUCACUUCCUCAUGAAAAACUCAUUCUGAGAUUCGGAAGGGACGACUGUUUUAUCGUAUUACAGACAUGAGGCUGAAUUUGGUAUUAGCUGUUACUCUGAUGUCCAUCCCCAUGGCACUUGUGCAAGGGGCCGAGAAGAAGAAACUACAGAUUGGAAUCAAGAAAAGAGUGGACAACUGUCCUAUAAAGUCCCGCAAGGGAGACGUGUUGAACAUGCACUACACUGGCAAACUGGAAGAUGGGACAGAAUUUGACAGCAGUAUACCGAGGAAUCAGCCCUUUACCUUCACUCUCGGCACGGGACAGGUCAUCAAGGGCUGGGAUCAGGGUUUGUUGGGGAUGUGUGAGGGUGAGAAGAGGAAGCUGGUUAUUCCCUCUGAGCUCGGUUAUGGUGAUAGAGGAGCUCCACCUAAAAUUCCAGGUGGUGCCACACUCAUCUUUGAAGUUGAACUGUUGAGCAUUGAGAGAAGAUCUGAUUUAUAGUGACAAGAUUUGUUGGUCUGUCAGUCUUAAGCAUUUAAAGUCAGCGUGUCCGCAGGAAGAUCAACGACUUGAUCCACUGAAUAAACAUAGCAACUUCUGGUGUUAAAGGGAGAGUCCACCCGCAUGUGAAAAUUUCAUUGUCAUUUAUUAACACACGUCAGUCCAAAACGUCAUGGCUUUCCUUCUUUUGUUGAACAUACAAGAAAAUAUUUUGAAGAAUGCUGGUAGCUAAAUGGCUUUAUUUUUAUUGACUCCAUUGUUCAAAAAUAGAACUGAAGAUGCUAGUAUUCUUAAAAAUAUCAUCUUUGGUGUUAUUCAGGUUUGGAAUGACAAAAUUUUCAUUUUUGAGUGGACUAUCACUUUAAAGAGAUUUCUCUGUUUUUAAAAGGUUGCAGAAACAAAAGCUUGAUAAUGUUUUUUUUUUGAGUUUCCCUUAAAGAAAGAAAAGAAUGACACAGCUUUUCUGACAUGUAUGUAGCACCAUUCUUUAUUUGAGAGCUUUACUACACGUAUUUGGUUGUGAGAGUGCACAAAGUACAGUUUUUGCCAUUCCAACAAAUUCUGAUCGUCAACAUAUGCAUUUCUCAAAUCUUGUUCACUUGAAAUUGAAUAAACAUUUUAUUUACAAAAGCUA